AUGUCCCUCUUUCAGCUCGGGCUGCGUAGAGCAGCUACCCAGCUAUCCAAAUCUUCAUUCGCUUGCGGUCAAUGUCUAUGUCAACAGGCAUCACCUGCCCCGCCAUCCCACAUUCUCAAGCUCGUGGCGGCCAGAGCUCCGGCGAUCCGUAGCUAUGCCACCAAGACCAAGUCCCCCAUAGCCUCCCUCAGCAAGAAUAUCCAAAACGAAAAGACUUCGAACAAAACCUCUGAAAAGAAAUCCUCAUUCCCCGAAACCAAUGCCAAAUCCGUUGGGUACUGGCUUCUUGGUAGCGCCGCUAGUGUCUUUGGUAUUGUCGUCUUUGGUGGACUUACACGGUUGACCGAGUCCGGUCUGAGUAUCACAGAAUGGAGACCCGUCACGGGCUCACUGCCGCCCAUGUCCGCCGAGGACUGGGACUCUGAAUUCGAAAAGUAUCGCGCCUCCCCGGAAUACAAGCUCAUCAACCCCCACAUGGACCUCGACGAGUUCAAGAAGAUCUACUUUAUGGAAUGGACACAUCGCCUCUGGGGCCGCUUCAUCGGCCUCUCCUUCGUGAUCCCGACUAUCUACUUCAUCGCUCGCCGCAAAGUCACCCCACGGAUGGCUGCCAACCUGGUCGGAAUUUCUGCUCUUAUCGGAUUUCAAGGCUUUAUUGGUUGGUGGAUGGUCAAGUCUGGCUUGAAGGAUGAUCUCUUUGCUCCCGGCUCGCACCCCCGUGUCAGCCAGUACCGCCUCGCCACUCACCUUGCCGCCGCCUUUGCCUGCUACUCCUGGAUGCUUCUCGCCGGUCUCAGCGUCUUCCGCACCCACCGUGCUCUCGGCAACCCCGCGUAUUAUACCGGGCACUUCUCCGCUCUGAAGAACCCGGCCCUCAACAUCCUCAGGCGCUCGGUUCUCGGCCUCACUGCUCUUAUCUUUACCACGGUCCUCUCGGGCGCUCUUGUCGCUGGCCUCGAUGCCGGUCUUAUCUACAACGAGUUUCCCAAGAUGGGCACGGGCUACAUGCCGCCCAAGGCCGAACUUCUCGACAAGUUCUACUCCCGCAAGGAAGACGGCUCCGAUAUCUGGUGGCGCAACAUGCUCGAGAACCCUUCAUUUGUUCAGCUCGACCACCGCAUUCUCGCCAUGACCACUUUUACUGCUGUUCUCGCCCUGUUCGCCUACUCCCGCACCGGCCGUGUCCAGGCCGCCAUGCCUCCCAACGUCCGAAAGGGUGUUUUGGGACUCGUUCACUUGGUUUCUCUCCAGGUCGCUCUCGGGAUUACCACGCUUAUCUACAUUGUGCCUAUCCAUUUGGCAGCCACCCACCAGGCGGGUGCUCUUGCACUCCUUUCGGGCGCCCUCGUUUUGGGUCAACGGCUCAGAAUCCCCAAGAAUACUGUGGCGCUGGUUCAGAGGCAAUUGAAGCAGGGUGCUCAGCCCUUGAAGACACAGGCGUUGAGCCAGAAGAUGCAGGAGGUCGCAAAGAAUGCUGCCACCAAGGCAUAA
Molecule: messenger RNA, 1491 nt
Organism: Podospora anserina S mat+
Lineage: Eukaryota; Fungi; Ascomycota; Sordariomycetes; Sordariales; Podosporaceae
Exons: 2
Coding region: 1-1491 (496 amino acids)
Biological process (GO): heme A biosynthetic process
Cellular component (GO): mitochondrial inner membrane
Molecular function (GO): oxidoreductase activity, acting on NAD(P)H, heme protein as acceptor
Source: RefSeq, a predicted model, not a curated record